This is a messenger RNA of Daktulosphaira vitifoliae (grape phylloxera), 702 nucleotides long. RefSeq names its product ragulator complex protein LAMTOR3-A (gene Lamtor3). The record is from RefSeq and is a predicted model, not a curated record. NCBI's taxonomy places the organism in Eukaryota, Metazoa, Arthropoda, Insecta, Hemiptera, Phylloxeridae. Gene Ontology annotation, biological process: positive regulation of TOR signaling; cellular response to amino acid stimulus. The transcript is spliced from 4 exons. The coding region runs from base 223 to 594 and encodes 123 amino acids. Gene Ontology annotation, cellular component: Ragulator complex.
UUAGUUUGAAUAGUAGAUGGUAAUUAUAAAAGUUAAAGUUUAACAAUUAUUUUUAUUAAUUUGUACUUCUUUUACAUUAAUUAUAUAUUUCAAUUUAAAAAAUGUGAAAAAAAUUACAUUAGCUAGUUUAUUUAAAAAUUUCUGUUUUUUUAAACAUUAAUUAGGGAAUAUUAUGGUACUUACAUAUGUAUAUAUCUUAACUUGAAUACAAUUUAAUGAAUUAUGGAGGAGCUAAGAAGAUAUUUACAUCAAACUUUAAGUAAAGUUGAAGGACUUUUUACAAUUAUUAUAUCAGAUCAUGAUGGAGUUGUAAUAAUUAAAGCUUUUGCUGAUAAAAAUUUGGAAACCAACUUCAAUUUCAAGCCAUCUUUUCUUUCUGAUUUUAAUUCUGCUUCAGAACAAGCUGGAAAACUUGAACUUGGAAAAAAUAAAACAGUAAUAUGUUUUUACACAAAUUAUCAAGUAGUUCAAAUAAAUUGUUCAUCAGUUUUGAUAACAUUUAUAGCAUCUGAAAAAGCCAACACAGGAAAUAUAUUGGGUCUUGAAAAAGUUUUAGAACCUUUAUUAAAAGAUCUAAGAGCAAUUCAAGCCUAAUUUACUGUACCAAAAUAAAAAUGAGUUAUUUAAUUAAAAGAAUUUCCAUUAUAUGUAAUUUAAAAAAAAACCAUUUAAUGAAAUAUAAAAUAUUUAAUUUUUAAAGUA